AUGUUGCAACAGAUUGUGUGUGUUUACAAAAACACUGCCGAUUCAUCACCAUAUACGAUUGAUAUUCCAUUGGAUACUGGCUCUGAUGGUACUGCAUCCAUUUCGAACCCAGUGGACAUGGUCAGACAGCUUAUCUCGCACUUGGGACAGGCUCAACAGCAAUGCAAUCAGUACUUGACCCAUAUGCUUACUCAAAUACCUGAUGAGCCAUUUAGUACUGGCCAGAAACAAUGUGGUUCCAUGCAUGGUGAUGACUCGGACGACUAUCAAGAAAGCGAUACCAAUGAGGAUCAAGUGGAUCAAUACACAGAUGAUCCGAUCCCAACAUCUGUUACAAAGAAACAGAAAUCAAUGUAG
Batrachochytrium dendrobatidis JAM81 is the source of this 357-nucleotide messenger RNA. RefSeq lists its product as uncharacterized. NCBI's taxonomy places the organism in Eukaryota, Fungi, Chytridiomycota, Chytridiomycetes, Rhizophydiales. The transcript has a single exon. The record is from RefSeq and is a predicted model, not a curated record. Bases 1 to 357 code for a protein of 118 amino acids.